UUGUCCCUGCAGGGUGCAUGAUGUCUUUCAUUAGUCUCAUUGCAGGGGGAGGGGAGGCAAGUGCAGAGGAGAAGAGAGGGGAUUUAACGAUCAACCAGGAGACACACAUACCUAAAUAACAUGCAAAUGGAGAAAAACGACAGAGGUGAGGAGGAGGAGGAAGAGCACAGGAGAGAGGCGGGUCGGUUGUUUAGUUUGUGAUAUAAUCAACCCCCCAACACACACCCACACACACUGCACCAACAGAGCUCGGCAUUAUGUAAGAUGGUGGUGUGUUUAGAUGGAGUCCUGCCGUCUGACAGCUGCAUGGAAAAAAAUCCCAAGACAAUUCCUGCUGGUAAGAAGUUCCGCAGCAAGCCUCAGCUGGUGCGUUACCUUGGCAACUCCAUGGACCUCAGCUCAUUCGAUUUCCGCACAGGGAAGAUGCUCAUGAGUAAACUGAACAAAAACAGACAACGACUUCGCUACGACACUAACAGUCAGACAAAGGGAAAACCAGACCUGAACACAUCUCUCCCAGUGCGACAGACCGCCUCUAUCUUCAAACAGCCCGUCACGAAAGUCACCAACCAUCCGAGCAACAAAGUGAAAACAGAUCCACAGAAAGCUGUAGACCAGCCAAGACAGUUGUUUUGGGAGAAGAAACUGAGCGGUCUUAAUGCUUAUGACAUUGCUGAGGAACUAGUGAAAACCAUGGAUCUACCUAAAGGUCUACAGGGAGUAGGUCCUGGGUGCACAGAUAAGACCUUGCUGUCUGCGAUUGCUAGUGCCCUGCACACCAGCUCUGCUCCCAUCACAGGCCAGCUGUCAGCAGCUGUGGAGAAGAACCCUGGAGUGUGGCUGAAUACAGCCCAGCCGCUGUGCAAGGCUUUCAUUGUUACAGAUGAGGACAUCAGGAAACAGGAGGAGCUGGUGUACAACGUGAGGAAGCGUCUGGAGGAGGCUCUCAUGGCCGACAUGCUGGCUCAUGUAGAGGAGGCUUCCAGUGGUGGAGAGGCACUUAAGGAUGAGGGAAACUGUCAUGAUGAGAAAGAGGAUGUAUAGCGAAGGGCAGCAGUCCAUGUCUGAAACUACCUGCAUACAAGUCAACCAUCUAAUGAGGACCAGAUCUCCCAGCUCUAACAGAUCAGCUCAACUUCUUUACCAAGAUGCUCUAGUCCUGCUAUGAAGGACACUAAUCUGAACCCACUGGUUGGGAUUUCUUUCCAGGACUGUCAGUUUGGAUUUUAGGCAUUGUUUGAUUUUAUUCCUAUUUUUCCUGUAUAUAAGAAAAAACAUUUGCAGAUUCCAGAGUUGAAAGUGGCACUUAUGUAUGUUUGGGUUGUUUCUGGUGGAGUGACAAUCGGGGCGAACUUUAAUCCUCCUGUCUAAUUAAGCAUGGAGAUUUUAUGAUAUAGCUGAGAAUAACUAGUCCUUUAAUGAUGCAGGAUACUGGCAUGUGAUGAAAAGAAUGCAGUUAGUGUUGUACAGUAUAGAGCACUGUUGAAGGAACCACAUGAAAUGCAUGCUGAAUUUUGGAUGUUUGAUACAUUUAUUCUCCAGAGUACAAUUUUUGUACUAUGCUCAAAAUCAAAUCCUUCAUAUCCCCUACUUUUGGCUCUUGAAGACAAGAAAACCUCAUAACCUCAGCUAACUGAAUCACAUAUCAACUAUAGGAAUCAAAAAAUGUAGGAUUCUUAUGAUUCAUGUUUAAAUCUCCUGAUUAUUCAGAAUAUAAAUCCAGUGUUGGUUACGGAGAUAACGAUAAGUUCAGUAUUCUACUCUAUGAUUUUUUUUUUUAAAAAUAAAGUUUGAGUCACGUUGUAUCAUAAACUGCCACAAAGUUUUUGUACAUUUGUAUGCUUACAUUGGUGUAUUGACCUUAAUACAUUCAUAAAUGUUUAUCUUGGGCACAAUAGUUUAGAGAAGAACAAAACAACUCACAUGACAUCUUCAUUUGUGUUUCAUCAGUCUGUGGUAUUCUCUUACAUGACUAAUGUUCGUUCACUUGCUGUUCACAUUUUUCACAUUGAACUGGAUUAAAAUCUUAAUUCAAA
This is a messenger RNA of Neoarius graeffei (lesser salmon catfish), 2036 nucleotides long. RefSeq names its product methyl-CpG binding domain protein 3b (gene mbd3b). The transcript is spliced from 9 exons. Gene Ontology annotation, molecular function: DNA binding. Lineage: Eukaryota; Metazoa; Chordata; Actinopteri; Siluriformes; Ariidae. The record is from RefSeq and is a predicted model, not a curated record. Bases 265 to 1044 code for a protein of 259 amino acids.